Molecule: messenger RNA, 2862 nt
Organism: Hansenula anomala
Lineage: Eukaryota; Fungi; Ascomycota; Saccharomycetes; Phaffomycetales; Wickerhamomycetaceae
Exons: 5
Coding region: 1-2862 (953 amino acids)
Biological process (GO): glutathione metabolic process
Cellular component (GO): cytosol
Molecular function (GO): 5-oxoprolinase (ATP-hydrolyzing) activity
Source: RefSeq, a predicted model, not a curated record
AUGCAGGAAUCAAGACUAAGAAUUGGUAUUGAUGUUGGUGGAACAAACACUGAUUGUGUUCUUCUUGAUCCAACCAAACAACAUACGGAAUCAAGAGGAAUCAUAGCAUGUGCUAAAUCCUUAACAACUCCUGAUAUUACCACCGGUAUAUUCACUGUGAUGAAAAAGGUCAUCGAAGCAUCUCAGGUUAAAACUGAUAAGAUUGCAAUAGUGACUAUCGGAACAACUCACUUUCUCAAUGCCAUCAUCGAAAGAGAUGUUUCAAGAUUGGAUAAGGUGGCUAUUAUACGUUUAUCUUCCAACUUCACUAGAUCAAUACCUCCAUUCUCAGACUUCCCACAAGAUCUUAAAGACGCAAUAUAUGGAUACCAUGGAUUUGUCUCUGGUGGUUUACAGAUUGAUGGUUCAUUAAUCUCGGAAAUCAAUGAGGAGGAAAUAAUACAACAAUGUGAAGAGAUCAAGAAAAGAAAGCUAAUUAGUGUGGUGAUUGCUGGAGUAUAUUCCCCAUUGGAUACAAAAUAUAAUCAAGAGUAUAAGGCAAGGGAAAUAGUUGAAAAACAUCUACCAGGUGUAAGGAUUGUUUGCUCAAGAGACGUUGGUACCAUUGGGUUUUUGGAAAGAGAGAACGCAUCCAUCUUGAAUGCAUCAAUUCUAAGGUUUUCAGAGUAUGUUAUUCAAAGUUUUAAAUCUGCAUUAGAGAACCUUGGUCUCAAAUGUCCAUUAUACCUUACUCAGAAUGAUGGUACCAUAAUAGCAGCUAAACAAGUGAAGAAAAUACCGAUUGUUACCUUUAGUUCGGGUCCAACAAAUUCAAUAUUGGGCGCAGCAUACCUUAGCCAGGUCAAACAUUCAAAAUCAAGCAUAUUGGUUGCUGACGUUGGUGGUACAACAACAGAUAUAGGUGUUUUAUUACCAUCUGGUUUCCCAAAGCAAGCAUCUGCUUAUCUUUCCAUAGCUGGUGUUCGAGUCAAUUAUGCUAUGCCUCAUGUUCAUACUAUAGGUUUAGGUGGUGGUUCCAUUGUUGCUGAGCAAGCUGAUGGCUCAUUUACUGUUGGACCAGAAUCUGUAGGACUCUCACUUACAAAAAAUGCAUUGGUAUUUGGUGGUUCAACAACAACUGCUACAGAUGUUGCUCUUUUGGCUAAACACAUAGAGAUAAAAGGUGGUGAUAUGUCCAAAUUGACUUGUCUUAGUGAAAAUACCAUUGACAAGUCAUUUAAACAGAUUCAACUAAAUCUUUCUAAAGCUAUUGAUGCAAUCAGGACAUCUCCUGUGGACCUUCCGUUGAUUCUAGUCGGUGGUGGAUCAAUGGUAAUAGGAGAUAAGAUUGAUGGCAUAUCUGAAAUCAUUCGCCCCACCUAUCAUGAGUAUGCCAAUGCUAUUGGUGCUGCCGUUGCCAAAAUUGCUUCCGUUGUGGAUACAGUUAUAUCAUUAGAAGGUGGAAUAUCUUUUGAAAAGGUUUUGGAAUUGAAGAAACAAGAUGCUAUUGAAGCGAUCAUCAAAGACAAAGGUGCAGUUAGAGAAUCAACUUAUAUUGCUGAUGUUACAACUCUCCCGGUCCAAUGUUCAACCAAUAAAGUUAGAAUAAUCAUUAAAGCUGCUGGUGAAGUUGAUUUGACAAAAGCAUUUGAACUUCAUAACAGAGAUUCAAUUAGAUCUGAAAUCAAGAAAGUAGUCAAACCUGAAGCUACAUUUCAAACCAAGGUUCUUGAUUACAAGCCUGAUAUCAAAAAUGGUAUUUGGAAUAUAUCACAGACAGAUCUGAAAUGGUUUUCGAUGGGAUGUUACGUUUUGGGUUGUGCAGGUGGUGGAUCACCUCAAUGUGAAUAUUUGGAAGUCAGAAAUAUCCUCGAUGAAGGCUACGAAAUCAAGAUUCAAGAUCAUGAGGCCAUUGGUGAUGAUGAUAUUAUUGCUUGGGGUGGUAUCAUGGGCUCACCAGCUGUCUCGAUUGAGAGACUAGGUGGAACAGACACUGUUGAUGCGUUAGCUGAAGUAUUGAAGUUCACACACAAUGAAGAUUGUCAGGCUUUGAUGUGUCUUGAAAUUGGUGGUGCAAAUGGUUUACAAUCAUUAAUUAUGGCUUCAUCAAAAUAUUUCAAUAAACCAUUAUUGGACUGUGAUUGGAUGGGGAGAGCUUAUCCAACUUAUUAUCAAACAACUUUAGCUGCACAUACUACGGGAUUGUUAGCACCAGCUGCUAUCUCUGAUGGUGUUGGAAAUUCUUUGAUAUUGACGUCAGCAAAUUCUGAUGUCUUGACUGAUGUUAUUUUGAGAGCAUCAUGUGGAGAAAUGGGGUCAAGGGUUGGCUACGCUGGUCGUCCAUCUGAAGGACAUCUUGUUAAAAAAUUUGCAGUUAAAAACUCAUAUUCCUUAGCUUGGAGAAUAGGUAGACAGAUUGCAUAUUGUCAGGAAACAAACAGUACAGAUCAAGUCGCUGAUAGAAUCAUUGAAGAAGUUGGAGGGCAGUCUAGUGCCAAAAAGCUCUUCACUGGAAAGAUAACUUCUGUUGAGCAAAAGUUAUACAAGGGUCAUAGCUAUGGGCAGAUUGUUAUUACUGCAUUUGAUGCAGAAGAUCAAGAUAUCUCAAGUUCCGAUAUUCCAUUUGUCGAGACUAAGGGAACUUUGAGAGUUCCAUACAAGAAUGAAAUAAUGUAUGCUGAACAUGAGUUUGAUUCGAAAAAAAAGAUUUUGGCAUCAGUUCCUGAUCUAAUAAGUGUGAUUGAUACACAAUCAGGGCAAGCCAUUGGUGUUCCGGAGUUCAAGUAUGGUCUUAGGGUCAUUGUCAUUGGUAUUGCAGGUUCAGAUCUUUGGUCUGAUUGCGAAAAGAGCAGAGAACUUGGUGGAUUAAAAGCGUUCAAGUAA